AUGAGUUUAGUUGAUCUUACACAUGGAAAGAAAAGGCAUGUUCCUUACAGGGACUCAAGAUUGACGUUUCUUCUCCAGGAUUCACUUGGUGGAAACUCCAAGACAUUGAUCAUUGCAAACGUCAGCCCUUCAUUGUGUUCAAGUAAUGGAACACUCAGUACUCUCAAGUUUGCUCAGCGUGCAAGGCUCAUUCAGAACAAUGCGGUUGUCAAUGAAGAUGCUAUAGGGGAUGUGCGUGCUUUGCAAGAUCAGAUACAUGUCCUGAAGGAGGAGCUUGCUGUCAUCAACCUUGAACAUGUGCCUCGAACACAUGGAGCCCUUGAAACUGAAGAGCAGCGCAAAGCUGAGGUUGUUUGUCAUCUAUGUAAGGACAGGGAAUCUGCCAUUUGCGAAUUGCAGAUACUGCGGUCUCAAUUUACCAAGCUUCUGCAAGAAAAGGAAAAUGCGGAAGAAUGCCAUCUCUGGAGUCAAAGAACUAUUAAAGAUUUAAGUUCUGAGGCCCUUGAAUUGAAGUCAGAAAUAAUUGACAAAGAGAAGGGCUAUGAAGCUAGAAUGAAAGAAUUGGAGAUAGAUAUGCAAGAAAAGGAUUGUGAUGCCACAACAUCACUUAUUUUAUGGCAUAAAGAGAAAGAGGUACUUGAAUUUGAGCUCUCAGAGGCAAAAUGUCUUGCACAACAGAAAUCAACUGAGGCAUCAAUUCUUUUUGCCAAGUUUCAAGAGGCACAGGCAACUAUAGCUGAUGCAGACUCUACAGUCAAGGCACUUGAAUUUGAGCUCGCAGAGGCAAAAUGUCUUGCACUACAGAAAUCAGUUGAGGCAUCAAUUCUUUUAGCCAAGUUUCAAGAAGCACAGGCAACUAUAGCUGAUGCAGACUCUACAGUCAAGGCACUGGUGGAAUUGAAUGAAAAUGCAAAACAUCAAGCAGAGAAGUACAAGCAAAAGGAAUCUUCAUUUACUAUUGAAAAGGAUGACUUGCUAAGUGAGGUCAGUAGUUUGAAGAUGCUGCUGGAUGUGAAGGAACUAACUUACCUGGAUAUGGAAAAUAAAUUUGGAUCAAGCCUGCUUGAAGCAAAUGAGGUAGCUCUUGAACUGGAAGAUGGCAUCAGACACCUGAAGAAUUCGCUAGCGGAGAACCUUGAGUUUGUUUUGUCUGAUAUUGAAUGGAUGAAGUCAAAACUUCAGCAGUUUGCAGAGUUGGCAAGAGCUUGGUUGGAGGAGAAUUGGUUAGAGAUAAUUGGAAAAGAUUAUGCUGUUUCUGUGUUACACCUCUGCCAUAUGGGGAUUUUGUCGGCGAGAAUUACUGGGCUGCAUGCAGAAAAUGGUCUCCUUCAGCGUGGGAUCCGCGAAUCUGAUUCUUCGAUAUCUAUGCUGCGAGAGCACAAUGAUAAAGCAAAGAAUGAACUGGAAAUGUGUAGUGUUCUCAAAAGAAAGUUACUACUCGACAUCAACAGCAGGUUUUGUUGUAUUGCCAAGAAGGAACAAGAAGCAACUGAACUGAGCUCAAGAUUGGAUUCUUUCGGGAAGAAAGUUAUGCAUUUGCAAGCACAAGAAAAAGCAAUGUUGGCACGGUCAGGUUCCAUGUAUAAUGAGCUAUCCGUUUUGACUGAAGAGAUUGAUGCUACCAACAGGAGUUCUUUGGCAGCUCAAUCCAAAGAAAAAGAAGAGCUGCAUAACCAGUUGGACAAAGCUUUGUUUCUCAAUAGAAUGUUAAAGGACACGAUGCUUAAGGUUGUGAGUCUGCCUGAAGUACACAGUGGUAUACCUGCAAAUGAUAUUAACGGGUGCAAUGAAUUUGAGUUGUGCAGUUGGCUUGUAAACUACCACCACGAGUCGGUUAUGAUCAAUACAAUUAAAAAUGAUAUUGAAUCUUUUGUUUUUGCUUCAGAAUUGGAGCAACACAAGGUACAACUGCAAAAACAGAACCUUAUGUUUACUGAAGUACUUGAACGGAUGAAGACAGAAGUAACUUUGUGGAGAGUUGACCAGGAUUUGGGCAGUGUUGCAAUUUAUGAUUUACAUGAGGAGAACAGUAAUAUAAUGAUUCAUUUGAAGAACCUGAAGCGGGACAAGGAUGAAGUUAUGGAAAGCCUACUUGCAAUGAGCAAGGAAAACCCAAAACUUAGUUAUGUAAUUGACUCCUUAGAGUCCAACAUCAGAUCCUUGCAAACAGAUCGAGAUGGAAAAGCCAAAGAUCUUAUGGAGUUGCAAUGCUCCCAUGCAGCCUUAUGUAAAGAGCUUGAGUUGAAAGCCAAGGUCAUUAAACUCGGAAUUUCAAUUGAAAAUGCUUUGAAGUCAGAGAAUGAUUCACUGAGACAUGAAAUGCUACAUAUUCUGCGCAAGGACAGCAGGAUGGUUGAUUUGGUUUCUAAUAUUGAUAUGGAGAAGUUAUCUGUCUCCAUUCAAGCAUGUUUGGAACAAAUUACUGCUCAAGUACAAAUGUACAUCGAUGAACAAUCAACCAUGAUGAUGAAGUUGUCCAAUGACUUAAACUUGGUUCAAUUGUCUGUUGAGGAAUUGAGCACCCAUAAUUCCUCUUUACAGUCUGAACUAGCUAGGAAAGAUGAAUUGGCAAAGGGCUUGUCAUUUGAUCUUAGCAUACUACAGGAGUCAGCAUCUGUUGCAAAAGGUCAAGCAGAUCAACUUGUUGCGUUGGCUGAAGCAAUUAAAUCAUUAGAACCUGAGGUUGCUUCUAAAUCACAUGAUCUUGAUAAUCUUGUUUCUGGAAGCCAGCCACUAGAAGCUCAAAUCAUGAAGAGUAAUGAAAAGAUUUCGGUGCUAGAGGAGCAACUAGCAAGUACAGUUGGUGAACUAAAUGCAGUUUCUGUGGAGAACACUGAAUUGAGAUCUCAGCUCAACCAUAUUGAACGGAUCAGUUACUCUAGGAAAGAGGAGUUGGCCCAUAGAAGUAAUUCCACUGAAAGAAUGGAAGAAGGGUUGAUUGAGCUGAGAAAUUUACUUGAUGAAAGGAACAACUUAUUUCAAAACUUGCAAAAUGACUUCUCCAAGCUUUCCUACGAGAAACAAUACUGUGACUCUCAGGUGCUUAUGUUGAGAGAGAAGCUGGAGAUGGCUCAGGCAGUGGCCGAAAAAAAUGAAGCAAUUGCUAUGGAUGCUCGACAGAUAGCGGAUGAAAGGAAGACAUAUGCUGAAAAGAAGGAUGAAGAAGUAAAACUAUUGGAGAGGUCAGUUGAUGAUCUUGGAACUGAUGUAUGUGCUGUGGAGAACCUGGUGCGCGACAUCAAGAAGGAAGCAGAACGACAAAGAAUGCAGAGAGAAGAAUUAGAGGUGGAGCUGCAGAAAGUCAGGCAACAAAUGUCAGCUGUACCAUCCUCUGGGGAAGCAGGGAGUUCUGUGGAAGAUAAAAGGAUUGAUUUGACUGACUCAUUCAGACACUCAAGAAAUGUACAUAAUGACAAUGAACUUGAUGAGCAGCAGGGGAAUAAUCACCAAAGCAUCGAGCUUCCUGAUAAAAGGGUUACAAAAAUCUCAAGGUCAAAAACUGAGCUUGACAUGCACUGUACACAGCAACCCAUGUCUAAUGAAGAUCCCAGAGUGCAACAUCUUAUGGAAAAACUGAAAAGAAAGCAAGCUGCAAUUCGGAAGGCGCGCAACUACAAAAAUCCCUCACCAGACUAUAGCUGGGUCAACAGCUUGGGGUAG
Molecule: messenger RNA, 3660 nt
Organism: Triticum turgidum subsp. durum (durum wheat)
Lineage: Eukaryota; Viridiplantae; Streptophyta; Magnoliopsida; Poales; Poaceae
Source: the annotation of a GenBank genome assembly